AUGCUUUCUAUGCUAUUACCGUUUGGAAAUACUGGCAUUUACGCUAAUGAUGUGGACCGGGAAGACUUGCCUGAAAUUGCAAAGCUUGUGCAAGCAUUUCCAACCAUUGAGGAGGAUUACCAUGUAGUAAAGCUCGUAGGAGCUGGUAGCUUUAGUAGCGUGUUCAAAGCUAUUGAUAGACACUAUGAUAGCUAUGACAAUUCGUAUUGGAUCACUUCACAAAUCGAAAAUCAAAACGGUCAAGAGAAGGGAAAGCACCAGCGACAGCAAUUUGUCGCCAUCAAAAGGGUGUAUGCAACUGUUUUGCCAUCUCGCAUUCAAACGGAGCUGGAGAUGCUUCAUGAGCUUCGUGGCGGUGAAUGUGUCCUCAAUAUGAUUACCGCCGUCCGACACCAGGAUCAAGUCUUGAUUGUGCUUCCGUUUAUUCAACAUGCUGAAUUCCGAGACUUUUACAUGAAAUAUACACUGCCAGAGAUUGCUACGUAUCUACAGGACCUAUUAAAGGGACUUGCGCAUAUAGCUUCUAAGGGAAUUAUCCAUCGAGACAUUAAGCCAGGCAAUUUUGCAUGGAACCCAUAUACCCAACGAGGAGUCAUUCUUGACUUUGGACUUGCACAAUGGCAGGUGGCUGACACGCCCUCCGAAAACUGUUGCAUUGACAAACUGCGAAAACUGAAACAAGAGGGCAAAUACUACGACUUUUUCCCUUUUGAAAAAACCAUUGCGGAUCCGAGCGAUGGAUACUUACUUCAUGAUCCUCGACCCACAAAGAGAGCUGAUCGGGCAGGCACAAGAGGAUUCAGGGCUCCGGAAGUGCUGUUUCGUUGUCAGUAUCAGACAUCCAUUAUUGACAUUUGGUCAGUAGGAGUAAUUCUUCUCUGUUUCCUUACUCGAAGAUACCCUUUUUUUCGAUGCGAGGAUGACAUUGAUGCAAUCGUUGAGCUGGCACAUAUCUUUGGAAGGAACCAAAUGUCCAGAUGUGCCUUGUUACAUGGUCAAAUCUGGUCCGACAAUCUCUCCACAGUACAGGAUCAAAAGCACAACUGGCUAGAUCUCAUUGGUAGCAUCACCAAAAGCGACGAAAACUCUUUACUGGACGUAAGUCCCGGAUGCCAAGUCGCUCUUGUAAUUGACUUACUUGACAAGUUGCUUGAGCUACAGCCAUCCAAGCGACUUACCGCAGAAGCUGCUUUGGAACACGAUUUUUUCAAAGUUGCAGAUAUGCCCAGAAUGACAUAUCCCUAAGACAAACAGAUAAACAAACAAACAAACUAGCAAGCAAGACCUGUCAAACAAGAGGAACAAGGGACCGAAGGGAUAUACUUCUCAGAAAACAGAAUCAACCAGUCCCUUCAACUCGGGUUUCCUUAACACAGGUAGCGAAACUGAAACCCUGUAUUAGUAUUUUCUGCAUUUUAACAAGAAGCAUUAAUUUCCAUUCCACCAAUUCUCAUGUAAACAAAGCGACAAUGUAAACAGACUUUCAGC
Molecule: messenger RNA, 1488 nt
Organism: Schizosaccharomyces cryophilus OY26
Lineage: Eukaryota; Fungi; Ascomycota; Schizosaccharomycetes; Schizosaccharomycetales; Schizosaccharomycetaceae
Product: CDC7 protein kinase Spo4
Exons: 3
Coding region: 1-1245 (414 amino acids)
Biological process (GO): mitotic DNA damage checkpoint signaling; protein phosphorylation
Cellular component (GO): nucleus
Molecular function (GO): protein serine/threonine kinase activity; ATP binding
Source: RefSeq, a predicted model, not a curated record